AUGGCGAAGAAGCAACAGGAGACCAAGCAGAAAUCUACUAGAGACAUGAAGAAGGAGCUUGAGGAAAAGGCAUUUGGAUUGAAGAACAAGAAGCAGAAGGCGGCCAUCCUAAAGCAGAUUGAAAGUCUCAAUCUUAAGGAGCAGCUGGAGAAGAAGGAGAGGAUGAAAAGGGAGGAGAAAAAGAAUGUACCUGUGAAGCAGGUGAUUCCUGUGGGUGUGGACCCAAAGACGAUCCAAUGCAUUAACUUCUUGAACAAGAUGUGCACAGAUGGAGAUGCAUGUAAGUUUGCACAUGGAGAGGUCAAGAAGGUUGAAAAGCCAAAAGAAGAAAAUGUAUCUUCGGGCCCGAGACGCAUAUGCCAGUUUCUUAUUGAUGCUUUGAAUUCCGGUGAGUACAGCAACGACUGGAAGUGCCCAUUUCCGAAGUGUAGUGACAUCCACAGGUUGGUGGACAUCAAAGAGAAUACACAAGUUGAGUUAAGUCUUGAGGAGUACAUUGAGCUAUCCAGGCAGUCCUUGCCAGAGAAACUGACACCUCUGACCGAAGAGACGUUCAAGCAAUGGAAAGCCAGGAAGCAGAAAGAGGAGAAGGAGCAUGCCAGGAAGGUUAAGGCUCUUGCAACAGGCCCAAAGGGGGUGGAGUUAUUUGAGACAAGAAGAGAACUGUUCAAGGAUGAUGAGGAAGCGGAAGAAUUAGAUUACACAGAAAGAUGUUAUUCGGAGUCGGAAGAUGAAGAAGAAGGUUCCAAAUAA
This is a messenger RNA of Encephalitozoon romaleae SJ-2008, 753 nucleotides long. Its product is annotated as CCCH-type zinc finger-containing protein. The transcript has a single exon. NCBI's taxonomy places the organism in Eukaryota, Fungi, Microsporidia, Unikaryonidae. Gene Ontology annotation, molecular function: mRNA binding; metal ion binding. Bases 1 to 753 code for a protein of 250 amino acids. Gene Ontology annotation, biological process: cytoplasmic translation. The record is from RefSeq and is a predicted model, not a curated record. Gene Ontology annotation, cellular component: cytosol.